This is a messenger RNA of Bacillus rossius redtenbacheri, 6109 nucleotides long. RefSeq names its product sorting nexin-14-like. Lineage: Eukaryota; Metazoa; Arthropoda; Insecta; Phasmatodea; Bacillidae. The transcript has 17 exons. The record is from RefSeq and is a predicted model, not a curated record. Gene Ontology annotation, biological process: autophagosome maturation. Gene Ontology annotation, cellular component: late endosome. Gene Ontology annotation, molecular function: phosphatidylinositol-3,5-bisphosphate binding. Bases 18 to 2759 code for a protein of 913 amino acids.
UUUGUGUACAUUCCGAAAUGGAUGAAAACGAAGCUAAGAAUUAUGUUUUUAUAGUUUGGAACGAUAAACUAAUACGUACAACAAUUUUUCUAGUAUUAUUUUUAUCAUUUUUCGUUUUUUUUUCUUUCAGCGUGCUGUCGGGGGCCCUCGUGCUGUCCUCCUACGCGGCCGGCUUCGUCGUCUUCGAUGCCCUGUUCCGGCACCGGGCGGAGGCCCCCAACCUGCUGGCGGUGGUGACUCAGCGACAGCGGGCCGCGCCCCUCGCCGCGCGUCCCAGGACGUGCGGCGUGUGUGGGGACGGCCGGUGCGACCGGCACCGCCCCGCAGCGCACGCCCGCGCGCCCUGGGCCGGGCUCGCCGUGCCGGUCGAGGUGGACGAAGCCAUCGAGGACUUCCUGAACAAGGUGCUGAGCGAGUUUGUGUACUUCUGGUACCGCAACCUGUCGGCGGACGAAGACUUUGUGCAGGAGCUACGCCAGGGGCUGCGCCACGCGGCGAGCGUGCUGCUACACCGCGGACUGCAGGUGGACCUGGCCCGGCUGAUCACGGGCCGGCUGGUCCCGGCGGGGCUGGGCCACCUGGACGACUACCUGGGGGCGCUGCGCCUGGCCGCGCGGCACGGCGCGCCCCUGGAGGAGGCCGCGGCACGGCAGCUGGGCGCGCGGCUGCACCCGGCGGCACGGAGCCGCGAGGCGGAGCUCGCCUACCUGCGCCACCUGGUGUCCCUGCUGCUGCCCCGGCUGCUGCCCCCCGGCCAGCUGGCCUGCGGGAACGUGCGCACGCUGGUGCGUGAGCUGCUGGCCGGCUGGGUGCUGCUGCCGCUGGCGGACGUGCUGGCCGACCCCUCCGUCGUCAACAGCCUGCUGCUGCUGCUGCUGGGCCCGCACCAGCUCACCCAGCACCCCGACAAGCCCCCGGCAACCGUGGAGUUCCUGGCCCGCUUCGCGUCCUCCGCCCCCGCCGCCCGCGUCUCCGCUCUGCGACUGGACCUCUCCAGCAUCCUGAAGAAUCAGCAGCUGCUGUACCCCUUCAUGCAGUUCCUGAAGGCCGAGGGCUGCGUCAACGUGCUGCAGUUCUGCCUGGACGUGGAGGAGUUCAACCGCAAGAUGCUGACGCCGGAGCUGGGGCCUCGUGAGCUGGAGACGCUCUACCAGGAGGCCUGGGACCUCUUCUCGGUGUACUUCAGCCCUGAGAGCCCCGACCGCAUCGCCUUCCCGCCCGGCGUGGUGGAGGGCCUGCGCGCCGUGCUGCGCCAGCCCCCGGAGGCUGUGGCCCAGCUGCGCACCACCCCUCCCCUCUUCCAGGCCUACGAGCAUGCCUACGGCCUGCUGGAGAACGUGCUGUGCCCGCUGUUCCACCAGAGCGACGACUACUAUGUGCUGCUGUGUGGCCAGAGGUUGCCGAAUGGAUUCAGCAAAAGUGGGUCGAGGGGCAACAAGAAGUGGUCGGACAGCGGGGCUGUCGCCCGCAUCAGCAGCCGCCUCAACAAGAUCAAGGGGGCGCUGAGGUCCCAGCCGGUGGAGGGGCACACCUUCGAGACGGACAGCACGCUCGACCUCGGGGAGUCCGAGUUCGCGGAGGACCUCCGGCUGGCCGGCGCGGCGUCGGGCCGCGACCUGAAUGCCUGGCGCGUGUCCAUCCCGUCCGUGCAGACGCGUCCUGACCCCAGCCACAAGUCCCACCCCGUGUUCAGCAUCCACGUGCAGCGCAUCGACGUCAGCUCCCAAGAGAGCCCGGAGGCCUGCCACUGGACGGUGGACCGGCGCUACAACGACUUCUACGCGCUGGAGUCGAAGCUGACGGAGUUCCACGGGGACUUUGCGGACACGCACCUCCCGCCCAAGAGACUGCUGUUCGAGCCCCGCGGCCCCGACUACCUGGAGCGCAAGAGGCAGGACUUCGAGCACUUCCUGCAGAGCCUGCUGCAGAAGCCGAACCUGCGCGGCAGCGACCUGCUGCACGCCUUCCUGCGCUCCAGUGGGGAGUUCGUGCCCGCGCCGUCGGGGCUGGCGGGCGCCGUGCCCGAGGGCCUGGGCCGCAUGAUCCGCCGGUCCGUGCCCAUCCGGCUGCGCAAGGAGCGCGGCCAGCACCUCGACUCCUUCCUCGCCGCCUUCCUGCAGUCCGUGGAGGCGGGCAGGGCCCGGCCCAGCAAGUACGAGUGGAAGGACGUGAACCUGGCCCAGAGGAGACAGGUGCGCUGCCUCACCAGGUCCGUGUUCGGGGACAACUUCGGGGUCGCCCCGGGCCGGACCCCGCUCGGCCCAGCCGGCGACCGCGGCGCGCCCGUGCAGGGGACGUUCGACUGCGUGCUGUACCUCGCCGUGCGGGUGUUCGCCGCCCCGCAGCCGGCCGUGCGCCUGGCGCUGGCCGUGCGCGCGCUCCUGCGCAGCACAGUCGACGCCGUCGCCGACCUCUGCCUGGACCGCAAGCUGCGCCGGCUGCUGGCGGCGCCGCGCUUGGCCCGCCUCGUGCACCUGCUGCGAGGGGCGGUGUUCCAGGCGCGGGGCGCGCCCCCCUCCCCGGCCGACCUGGAGGCGCGCGCCGGCCGCGCCCUGGAGCAGCUGGAGGCGCUGCUGCCCGCCUGGCUGGCGCGCUGGGCGGGGCCCGGCUACCGCGCGGGGCUGCUGACGCUCUUCGCGGCCGUGCAGAGCCCGCAGCUCAACAAGCAGUUGGUACACUCGCUGCUGGACCUGGUCGUGGAAGAGCUGUACCCGGACCUGGCCGCGGGAGAGAUCUCCCCGCAGCCGGGCGGCAAGUAGCCGCCCCCCUUACGGCGUUCUCCCGUCUGCUGGCCGCGUGUCUCGACCCUUCUGCUUUCUGCAGCCGUUUCAGAGUACACAUGUAUUAGGUUUACAAAUUGUAUGUGAUAAUGUAGCUGCAAUGUAUGUAUGCCGUUAUUUAUAUCUGUUUUUCGUAAUGUAGCUGCUGUGGCAGUCUUUGUGACCAGGCACGAAGUGUGCAGGGUCCUCUUCCUGAAAUUACAGAAAACACUGCACGGAAGACGAUCACGUAAUCGAAGGAAUGGAAAUUCAUAAAAGUAUUUAGUGCAAAACUCAUGACUCAGAAGAGUAAAUUGAGGAAAAUUGUAGAAUUUAGGCAUGUCAUGUACUACUUCUUAAUGGAAACACUAUAACAGCAAAGGUUUGGAACUACAUAGCUUCCUUUUUGAAGAAUGCCACACAAAUAAUUUUUGGAACUACAGUAGAAUCCCGCCGAUGCGACCCCCCUCUGAUGCGUCCAUUCCGUUUAUACGACCGUUUUUUGAACAACCGUGAAAAAUAUGAGCAGAUAAAUUCGAAAAUUUGAGUAAAAUCUGCUGAAAAACAAGUCUGUUACACUUUGUUGGGCGCUGUGUGUUCAUGUUUAUCUUGGCGAGCGCUGUACUGUAAGCAGGCAGGCAUACAAAAGACGGCUAAAAAUAGAUACCACCCCUCUAGACUGUCCACGCUACCCAAUACCGGUAAACUGCGCGCAUCACCUGAUAGCAUCUACGCGCGCGUUUAUUGCCGUCCCGGUCCCGGUCCCGUUUGACGAUUGUGACACGUUUAUCAAUUUACACGGACUCGUGGAUUCGUGAAAAUGAGUAUAAAGCGAGCCAGUUUGUCGCUAAUGAAAAAUUAUGAGAUUAUCCAGCAAGUGGAUAAGAAAACAAUUUCCAAGACGAAGAUAGCACAGAAAUAUGGCAUUCCGAAGUCUACUCUCUUCACGAUUCUUAAAAAGAGAGAAGAAAUUAUAAAUGCAGUACAGAAGGAAGGCAGCAAUUUGCAAUUGAAAAAUUUGAGGGGCGCGACUUAUUAGGUGCUUCAAGUGUGCGUGAGAGAUAAGAUAAAGAAGGUGAAGAGGGCGAGACCUGCCAGCCAAUAUAUUUGUGGGAGGGGGAGACAGAGAUAAAAGAGAGCGAGCCCUGCAUUAAGCGGAAGUGCAAGUUCAAGGUCGACAUUUACCGUCACACUCUUGCUAGCUAACGAUGCUGCUGGUCGCCAGCCUCGCACACACACGCGCACGCACAUACGCAUGCGCGCGCCGCCGCCGCCGCCAGACAGUGGCGACUGGCGAGUAGAUGCGUGCGCAGCCAGCAGUUCCGCUCUCCUUCCCCUCAUAUACCCGUUCACACGUGUUUUUUUCUUUUUUUUUUUAUGCUGUGAAGGGACGUGGAAAAGAUAAUUGCUUGAGCUGUCAAAAUAAACAUCGCUGACGGCAAGGACGGGAGCGCAUCCUGUCGGUCUGUCACUGUGAUUAUCUACUCCAAAAACAUGUCACAGCAUUUCAGAAUAGCAUUGUUCUUAUAUCUUUCGUUUAUAGCCAAAUGUUUUCUACCUGAUCCACACAAGUUCCUUCGCCACGUUUUGAACGAAAAUAACAACCAGCCGGCUAGCAUAGCCGAACUCGCAUGACGCAAAUUCACUUUAUAAUUAGGGUGAGGGGGGGGGGGGGGGGGGGGGGGGGGGGGUAAAAUUGGCCCGAAUUCUCUAUUGCGAACAUUCCGUUUAUAAGUCCGUUUUUCCGGAAACCGUUAGGGGUCGCAUCAGCGGGAUUAUACUGUAUGUGAGUUCCUUUUGAAUUUCAACUAUUUAUGUCAAUAUAUUGGCCAAUCUGAAAGGGGGAAAAAAAUCUUUUUUUUCUCGUUACGGUUAAAUACUGCCUCGAAUAGUAUGCUUCCUUAUUGUUGCAAGAUGUUACCGCUGUUGUUGACUCUUGUGUUGUUGACUCUUGUGUUGUUGACUCUGUGUACCUGUAGCAACCACAAAACUACUGUUUGCAACUAUGAAUGUUAUUAAAUUUUUUAAAAAAUAGUUUUCAUUGUGGAUGUUAUUAAAUAUAAAAGAAUAUUAUUUUCAUUGUGGACAUUUUAAAUUGACUGAUAUUUGUGUCUGUUGUUUCGUCAAGCUACUGCUGCGGCUGGCUCUUGGCCUGGGCGACAGGGAGCGCCUGUGUACUCCGUCAAUGCUCCCGAAACAGCCGUGAAUAACUGCCACUUUGCAGUUGUUGUAUGUUUACAGUUUUGUUUUAAAGACUCUGCAAAAGUUUUUUUUUUUUUUUAAUUUCUAAAAACUAAAAGUCUAAAUUGGAAUUUAAUGUUACGGGCCGAAAUGGGGACGGUACCAUUAUCAUGGAAACCUUUUCCCCCGUAAUUACUGUAUUUACCUGCAGAAGGGUCGUGCCUGAGUUAUAGGUAGCAUCUAUAAUUUUGGGCUAGUAAUGUAACAUUUUUCCACCUGUAGGGUCGCACCACAUGUCUGUCUCCAAUAGAAGACAAACGAAGUAUUUUAUGAUCCGUGUCUCCAGAUUAUUGAUGCGUAAGAAACGCGGGCACCGGUUCUUCGUUUGUGCGGCCCAAGAAUACUAUUUCUUUAUACUCAUGCUUCCCCUCUUGCGAAGCAUCAGCCCGUUCACGUCACACACCGGUAGCUAGCAGCCCGACAGGCGUUAAACGUAGCGUGAGGGCACAGUGCAUAUUUCUGUACACCCACUGCUGAGAUAGUUUAACCAAACAGUUUAUAUUUACUCGUAACAUAUUAAAAAGCAACACAGGAUAGUCAUUUACUCACAUUUUCAACCACACAGUGGAAUUUUAAUUUAUUUUUUUCACUUAAAAUGUUAAAAUGGAAAAAAAAUUUUGCAUAAGGGUUGCAGUACGUUAUUAAUACUUGUAAAACGUGCAGCCCGUACGCGGGUGAUUACGGCACACCCCACGUUCCCCUGCCCCUCGCCCAGAUGUGCCUCUCGUGUCGCUGAGGACCUGUUACGAUCCUGGUGGUUGUCCGGGGGUCAGGCUGAAGCUCGUCCCGAGUAGGCGUCCCCAGUUCCCUGCGCGCUGCGUUGCUGACGCGGCGCUGACUGACAAACAGCCGAGUGCAUGUCCCCCCCCCCUCCUCACGGGUUAUUGUGUGGUAAAUGAUUUGAAUUUGUUUUGUAUCUUUUUAUGACAGUCUAUUGAACUUGUUUAUUGUUGAUCUGCUUAACAUAUGUGUUUGUGUGUGUGUGUGUAUAUACAUACAUACAUAUGUAUACAUACAUAUAUGUAUGUAUGUGUAUAUAUAUUUAUUUAUUUAUUUAUUGUCUGUGCUCAAAAUAAAUUUUUGUUUACUUCUCCAGGGCCAAACUCUGA